AUGGCUAUGGGAUACGGGGUAUCGUAUAAGCAUUAUACCAACCACAAACACCACAAACACUCGCCGGAUACUAUCCAGGAGACCUGCCGUGAGGUGUACUGGAUUCGGUACGUCAACUGGAUGUUGACCGUGCCGCUGAUUCUCACCUGUCUCUCGUUUUUGUCUGGGGUAAACGGAGCUAGCCUGUUGGUAUCAAUCUCUGCAGCUCUUGUCAUGUUUGUAGCCGCUCUCAGCAGCUCCUUCAUGGACAAACACUAUCAAUGGGCCUGGUUCGUAAUCUCUUGCUUGGGAUACCUGACAAUUGUGUACCAAACCGGCUUCCAAGGCCGUAGAGCCUCUCUUGCAAAGGAUCAACAGGCCCGCAAUUUCUAUACUUCCAUUGCAAGCUUCUCUUUGGCGGUGUUGCUCGUCUAUCCAAUCAUCUGGGCUAUCUCCAAUAAUGCUCGAAAGAUGAGCAUUGAUGCAGAGAUAAUAGUUUUUGCUAUCCUUGACAUAUUGCUUCAAGGCGUCUUUGGAUAUUGGCUUAUCGCCUCUUAUAACACAAUAAGAUCCAUGUAA
Molecule: messenger RNA, 558 nt
Organism: Trichophyton verrucosum HKI 0517
Lineage: Eukaryota; Fungi; Ascomycota; Eurotiomycetes; Onygenales; Arthrodermataceae
Product: opsin, putative
Exons: 2
Coding region: 1-558 (185 amino acids)
Cellular component (GO): endoplasmic reticulum; plasma membrane
Source: RefSeq, a predicted model, not a curated record